Triticum aestivum (bread wheat) is the source of this 3445-nucleotide messenger RNA. RefSeq names its product F-box protein At5g49610. The transcript is spliced from 4 exons. Lineage: Eukaryota; Viridiplantae; Streptophyta; Magnoliopsida; Poales; Poaceae. The record is from RefSeq and is a predicted model, not a curated record. Bases 2177 to 3286 code for a protein of 369 amino acids. Gene Ontology annotation, molecular function: protein binding.
UCCGCAAGUGAGUGGGAGUCUCCAAGUGAGUGACCUAAAAAACAAAAGAAUCCGCCUGGUUGCCUGCGGCGAUGGCGGCGCUCCGCUCCGCGGCGAGGAGGGUCCUCGGCGGCCAGGCACCGCGGACGGUCUACAGGGCGACCUUCGCGGAGGAGCGACAGCGUCUGUCGCCGGCGUUCAUCAAGGCCGCUUCGUCCGUCCAUCCUCGCCGCUUCUCAUCGCAGCUAGGUGACUUAAUGGAAAUCGAUCAGGUGGGAUAAGGACUCCCGCAGACCUAUCCGAAAAAUAUUGAAACCUGGCAGACCAAAGGAAAAUAACUAAAUUGUUGUCAAGGGCUGAAUUAAGAAUGAAAUGUUAGCAGGGGCAAGGGAACAAAUGUAAUCUUGAAAGGGUGGCGAUGAUGAUCCGCUCACAUCUGAAGAGAAAAUGAGACUAUUUAAAAGGGGCGCUCACUUGAUCUUCAGGAUGACAAAAGCCAUCUCCACCGUUGUGGCCUGCGGAAUAGUCAUCAAGUGGUCAGUAACAGAGGUGUUCCGUCCUUACCCGACAAGCGAUUGUGCACGUGCUGUUCGCAAAUGCCGUGAGAUGCUACAGGGUCUACGGGGCAACCCUCCAGCAUUGGAGGUUGGUCCUGUGCUGGGUGAUGAGAUGCUGGCGGCGGAGGUGGCGGAGUUCAAGUCCAUGGUGAAGGAUAUGAAGCGGGAAGCAGCGGAGAGACUGGAGGAUUGAGUCAAGCUGGGAAGAUAUGCACCUGGUUCUCAAGCUAUCAUGACCAUUGUGUCUGUUGUAUGGAUUCCUAUGGUCUAUGUGAAACUCCUUUCAAGCUUGAUCCGGGACUUUUGUGCUCCGCAGCGUGCGACAUCGAAACAAUGAAAAUUGGAAGUCUUUUGUGUUGUUGUCUUCUCCAACCAUCUGAGAAGGGACCAAUGUAUGAGAAGGGUAUAAGCCAACAUCCCCUGGAUUGUCGCAAUAUAAGUGAAGGGAAUGUGCUUUGUUAUUGCCUGGCUCUGAUGGUAUCAACACAUUUUGAUGUAGAGGCUUUGCUGGAUGUGAGGAGAUGUUGCUGCUCCUGGAUGUGAGUGGAUCUUGCAAGUUUGCGACUAUACUGUUACCAAGGACAUGAAGAAUUCGGUCGAAGCCUCUUUAUGAAAUGCAUGGUUACUGGAGCGCUCCAUGUUUGUCUAGUUGCAUGUUGUGGUUGCAGCUGAAGAACCUUCUCCUCCACGGGUUAGUUCAUGACUACUGUGAAUGUUUUUGUUCGCGAUUGUAAAUGCGAAGCUCCAGGGCGUGUUGACAAGAGGAUGUAUCACGAACUGCUGACACCAACAUUCAAAUAAUAAUACAGUAGAUAGAUAGGCAGAUUCUGCAAAGUAGGGACUAGGGACACUGAACAAUGUUGCUUGCUGAACUCAGGCAUGCUGAGAACUACAGUAGAAUAGAGAUCAGACGGGGCACAAAUGGCUAGUGAUGACGACGGCAGGAACUGAAAAACGAUAGUGUCAUGAACUCUACUAAUCUCGAGGUGGAAAUCCUUUUCCUUCUGUAGGCUGGAUCUCUUUAAUCUCUUAAUUGCUACAGUACAUACUUCUGUAGGCCGGAUUCCACUGUGGCUACCACUACCACCUGCCCAAGUAUGUAUCGGAAGCUUCAUGAGAUGUUUUUCUUUUCUUGCUUGACCAGACCACAAUAACCAGCGUCGUCGAGUCCUCCUUAUGGCAGUGAUCAUGGUAGCAUCUAUCUUCUGGUACAAGUCAAUGGGCGUCAGACUGUUAGUGCAACCAUUGCAUCCCUCGACGUGUCGCGGCUACUGCUGCUCUGCGCCGGGUUGCUCUCCUCGCCAAGAGCUUUCCUUUUUUUUUUGAGCUGGGCCAAGAGCUUUUCCUUUCUUUUUCUUGAGCUGGGCCAAGAGCUUUUCCUAUUUUACGCUUGCUACAAAACUGGGCCGAGCCCAAAUGCAGCCGUACUAUUUUGUCUCCGCGAGAGAGACAGAGAGGAAACCUACCCUCACUCCGCCGCCGUCACUGCCACAACUCCACCCCAACUCCGCGCGCGCGCGAGAGAGAGGAUCGAGAGCCGCCACCCGGGUCCGGCGUCCGCAGCCGGAUCGCCGCCUCUCCUCCCGGCCGAGGUCGCCACCACUCGUCUGAGGCGGAUCGGGAACUCCCAGCCCGCGACCAUGGCGGAGGCUGCAGGGCCGACGCCUCUCCUCCACGGCCUCCCGGACGAGAUCUCCAUCUGGGAGAUCCUCGUCCGCCUUCCCCCGAAACCCCUCCUCCGCUGCCGCGCCGUUUGCCGCGCCUGGCGCCGCGCCGCCUCCGCCCGCGACUUCCUCCUCGCCCACCACGCCCGCCAGCCCUCCCUCCCCCUCCUCUUCGUCGACACCGACGACCAGUCCUCCAUAGACAUCAUCACAUGCGACCAACGCGCAGCCGACGAGCUCCACUCCGUCGCCCGGCUUGACGCCCCCUCCGGCGUCUCUCUCAGGGCCUGCUGUGACGGCCUCCUCCUCUUACGCACCUGGAAUAAGGGUGUCCCAUCUCUCUCCAUCUGCAACCCGGUCACUCGUCAAUACGCUCCCCUUCACCGGCUUGAUGACUUCAGGCUCUUGGGGAUGUACCCACACAGCCCUACGGGCCAGUACCGACUACUGCUGUACCUGGCCCCGAGGUUCGAGGACGAUGCUCAAAGAGGUUCCUACGUCUUCACAUUGGGCUCCGGCCAGCAGCCGAGGCACAUAGCAGGCCCUGAUGCCAAGGAACUGUUGUAUUUCCGCGGAUCUACCCUUUUCCGUGGUAGCCUGCAUUGGCACACGGACGGGCUGAUAAUGGUAUUUGACACCACCGCGGAGUCGUUCCGUCAGAUGCACUCUCCAAUUGUUUCUGACCACCGCAGUGGCGACCUGUUUGAGACGAGUGAUAUGCUUGGCAUGUUCAGUCUGAAUGCACAAGCUACAAUUGUUGAUAUCUGGGUGAUGCAGGACUAUGAAGGUGAAGUCUGGGCCUUUAAACGCCGGGUUGCAUUGCCGAUCGCAGAGAUCAUGGUGCAAUUUCAAAAUUCUGGAGAUUGUUGGGAGCUAAUGCCUGCAUCUUGUCAUGGUGAUGUGCUCCUGCUGGCCAAAUUUGACGACGACUGGCUACUUCAGAUUGGCAUUGAUGGCAAGUUGGUUGCUAGUCUCCACCGCAGUUUCCUCCGUCCUACUCGACUUCGGCUCAAACAGUCUCUAGUUUCACAUAACUUGUUUCUGGCAUUAGAGGGUUAUGUUAUCAAUUCUUCGCCUUUCAUCUGACCGAAGGCUGUUGAGUGCGGUGGUGCUUCUUAAUGGCCUAGCUCUCCGUAUCCACAUGAGCUGCAGUAUGUAUUAACUUGAUCCUCUAUGAUCCCACUAGCUUUCUUUUGUUGAUGUAUAAAUUGUUAUGAUCAAGAAGCUCUGGCUGUUACGGUGUUA